AUGGGACCGGGACAGGAUAAAGAACCCCAUUCCCAAACUCUCGCCGAGGAUGAGAAAGGCCGACUCCACCUUUAUGGUAGGCUGCCUCAUGGAGGAGGACUGCUCAGACAACAGUCUAGGGAACGGAGGUACUUUGACUCGGGUGAUUUGGCUCUCUCUACAGCCGAUAGAGUGACUGAUGAAGGUGCAAUUCAAACUGGCACAGCCCAUCCUAUACGUGCCAGCAUUUCUCGCCCUUAUGCCCCGGUUCCCAGCGCCAGUAAUGCCGACAAAGAUGCAAACAAAGGCUUUAGUGGCAGGAAACUCCAAAUUCCGGAAAUGAUAGAUAGUCCUCUGCACCAACCAAUCAAUAAUGCGAAUGGGAAGAUGCAGAAACCAGAAUGA
Molecule: messenger RNA, 384 nt
Organism: Aspergillus caelatus
Lineage: Eukaryota; Fungi; Ascomycota; Eurotiomycetes; Eurotiales; Aspergillaceae
Exons: 4
Coding region: 1-384 (127 amino acids)
Source: RefSeq, a predicted model, not a curated record